AUGAGCAUGUCAAAUGGCCUGGGAGAUCUAAACAACUCCCAAUCCAAUCUGAUGAAACUGGCCACUCUCAACUCAUCCUUCCAACAACAACAAUCCAUCGACCAAGACAUGGGCACCUUUGAGAAGAAACUUGCCGCCGAAGCCGAAGCCUUCGAGAGAGCCUUGAUCGAGGAAACCUCGCAACCUCUCCGUCGUGCACUCCAACGUUACGAAUUCUAUACGCGCCAAGAGGAACAACGUCAGGAGAGGAAGAGAGAGUUGGGUUCAUUGGUGAAGAGAAAAGAGCGCGGUUUUCAGCAAUAUACUACUACUCAGCAACGGCUAGAGAAAAAAUGUUCCACCUCGAAUCAUCACGAUUACGAUGCCUAUUUGUGUUUGGGUCAAGGAGGACAGUUGGUAGAGAAGAAUUAUUAUGGUCCCUUGUUGGUGUAUAGUAGUAAUAGUAGUGCUUCUAAUAAUUCAUCAUCGGAUGGUCAGGAUGAAGAGGAGAGUUUGAUAUUGAAUAAGAAACACUCUGAUCAUCAUCACCAUCAUGAAAAAUCUGAAGAGACAAUGGAUGAACAUCAUUCGGAUGAUGAUUUGAUUCAUGAAGCUAUUUUGGAGGAACAAAAACACUUGAUUGAAACUUUUACUGCCAUGCAAAAUGGUGAAUUACCAACACCUUCUGGAGUUGCUUCUAAACCUGUCUAUUUGGGUGAGGAUGGUACCUUGUAUAAUUUGUAUUAUGAACCAUUGCCAAAACAAGAUUCAAGCAUGUUGAGAGGUAGAGGAAAAUUUUCACAAAUUGCCUAUGGAUCAAGUGCAAAAUCUUCUGAAGCUGAAAUUGUGGAAGGUAUCAAUAAGGCUAAACAAUUGAAGGAUAAGAAGAAUUUAACAAAUGAAGAGGAAUUAAUUGUUAAAAAGUAUGGUCAAGUUGUCAAUGGUAGUGAAGAGUUGAUUGACAAGUAUGUUAGAAGAGGAAGAAUGCUUGAUCGUUAUGAAUAUCAACAUGAUCCUGAUUUGUACUUGUCAGCACCAGAUCCUGAAAGUUUCACCUCCUUUGAUGAUUAUGAAGAAGCUCUCUUAAACUGGACCAAACAAGUCGAAUCCAAGUUGGGCUAUUUGCAAUUACCUCGUGUAAUGGGCAGACAUUAUUUCCGUCCAGCCGAAAGAUCUGAAAAUAGUGCUGCAGCUGAAAAUGCCAUUGAUCAACGUGCUAGUACUCAUCUCCAUGGCAGUAGACAUAUUUCUGAGAAUCUUACAGCUAUUGCAUUGAAAGGUGGUUUUGAUGAUGACAGUUUAGAUGGUCCUAACACUAUUGGUCACGAAACUUGGGAAGCUCAACUCGUUCCUCUCGAACCAAAACCAGAGUUUUAUGAAACUUUUAAAGAAUAUGAAAUGGCAAUGAUUCGUUGGGCUAUUGUAACUCUCGGAUUACCAUUCCUUCCUCCUCAUGUUGCCCAAUAUCAAACUUUACUCGGUUUGAAAUUAGUCAAUGAACCAACCUUCCAAAUUUCUGGUGUUCAAGUCUCCUCUCAAGACAAUGAAGAAAAGGAAGAUCUUGAAACUAAUAUCAAUGAUGAUGAUAGAUUGGAUGACGAUAAGGUCUCAAUUCGUUAUGAGGUCAAGAAUGAAUGGGAAAAUCUUAAACCAAAUGUUAAACAAGAAAUUACUAAUGGUAUUCAGCAAGUGGUCAAUACCAAAAUGGAAAAUAAGAAAAAGUAUAGAUCCUAUCACAAACCAGUACUUCCUAUUAUACAUGGUACUUUGAAAUCUGAAAGAAAGGCCGUUCAGCUCAAACUCGUAGCAGGUGAAAGAACCAAGCCAGAAAAUGUCAGAAGUUGGAUCGUUUACCAAAGACAAAAAAAGUCUCUCAGUUGUGUUCCAGCUCAACUUACUUUGACUUAUUCUUCAGCCAACGCAUCCGAUAUAGAUCACCAAAUUCCAUUGAGAAGAAAGGAUUUAACUCCUUUGGAUAUUCGUGCCUCUCAAGAUUGUGAAGAGGUAGAAAGAGAUGUCGUGAACUUUGACUCACCAGAGUACGAUCUCGGUGAGAUUGACUUUAAUUUGCUUGCCAAUAAUCCAAAUUACAUGAUGUUCCUUCAAAUUGUACUUGCUAGAAAGGAUAAUGAAAAGAGAUUUGACCACCUCAACAGUUGGUACUUCCCUAAGGAGGAACCUUUCUAUUUGAGUGAAAUGUUUAGUGGUUUGUGCUCUGUUCUUGAUAAGGUUGAACAUCCUUCACAAAUGAAGGUAUCUCACUUUGAAGGCAUUUUCCAAUCUUCUGUCUAUUUGGACGAUUUCCAAAAAUUCUUGAACACUGACUUGAAACUUAGAAUGAGUAUGAUGAAGAAUGGUGUGGAAAUUCCUGUUGAAACUUAUGGUAAACUCAUGUUCUGCUCCACAACCAAACAACACUUUAGUGCCAUACUCAAAUUUUUCCACAAUUCCAACUCUCCUCUCACUCACGUAAAGGUUGCUCACUAUGUCAAGGAAUUCUUCAAGCAAGAAAAUUCCAAGGACAUUAUUUCAGAGUACCUUCAAGAUGAUGAUUAUACUACCUUGCAAUACAUUGCUCGUGCUGUAACACUUUUCGAUGAGGUACCAGUUCAAUUGUACGAAUACUCAGAAUCAACAAGAAAUGCUGUUAUUAACAUUGUCUUGUCUGAUCAAGGUAAAAAGAAGGAAGAUUCCACAUUGAGAAUGGUAGACAAGUUCCUUGUCAACUUGCUCAUGUUGUACUAUACUAACUGCAUUACAGUUUCUCUUGUUGAGGAAGAUAAGGCCUACCCACACGUAUACCCAUUCUUGGUUACUAAACUUGAAAAGUACAUUGAUGAAGUUAACAAGUAUCUCAAGUGCAGCAAGUCCUUCCUUAAAUCCCACAUUUGGAAGAUACUUGGAUCUAGAACCAAAUCUGUUACUGCACUUGGUAAAUUUGUACUUUCCUUCUUAUUCUUCUUGUCAUGGAAGGAUGAUAUCAAGAAUGCUCUCAAAUCAGAAGAUACAGAGCUGCUCAAUAAUAUUAGAAAGCUAGCCUCAAGUACCUUCAGUCACGUCCAAAAUGCAACAGCCAGAUUGUUCCCAUUAUUGAAGGAGUACGAAGACUUGUUGACUAAGGAUUAUAGAGAUGGUAACAGGGUUUUGAGAGAUUUGGACUUGGCAGAGACUAAAUCUGCCAGACAAGCUGUAGUAGACUCUCGUCCUCCACUUGUUGCUUCCAUGGUUCUUGAAUUCUUGAAUGAAUCUCUUACUGUUAGAAAGGAAGAAUUUGGUUCUCAACAAGAUGCCUACUAUCACAUGAUUGUUGGUCUUAUUGAAUCACGUGUUUUCACAUUGGUUCUUGAUGAAGUUCUUGCAACUGUCACCCAAAAGAGAGUUCACCAAGGUACCGUUAUGGGAUCCUUGUUUAUUGCCAAGUUUGCUAAAUUCCUUGUUUGCAAUCAAUUGGUUCCACAAGACAAGACCAGUGAUAACAACCCUACCAAGUGGGGAGCUCUUAAAACAGCCUUCUCAUUGAAGAGAAAGGAGGUUGUUGAAGUCAAACAGGCUCUCUAUUCUGGUUCCAAGGUUGAAAUCAAUAGUGCCAUUCUUCUCUCCAUGUGGGACUUUAUUGGAAAGCCUGACAGAUUGAGAAAGACCUACAGACCUCGUUGUGCCAUGUUGAUUGCCUUCCGUCAUCUUAUCAAGGUACCUGAAAUUUUCAACAUGAUGCCAAGGGAUGCCUUUACCAACUUUUAUACCAAAUUAUUGGAAUUGUGUAAGGAUGAUGUAGAUAUGGAAUUCAACAGAAAUGCAUGGAGAUUAUUCUAUCAACUUAUUAAAUUCCAUGGUGAAGAUGUUAUGAAAGAUAUUGUAAAUCAUAACAUGUCCAGUUUCUUGAAUCUCAUUACCGUUCAAAAGUCCAUCAUUGCUACUAAUGCCCUUCAUUACUUUAACAAGAUUUUCAACUUGCCAAUCGAAAGAACCAUCUCCAACAAGUUGAGCUCUUUUGCCACUCCAGAUCUCCGUUGUGAAAAGGGAUACAAUGUUCCUCAAAAGACCAAUGCUCAAUACAUCAAGACAGUCGAUAUGCUCAUCAACUUUAUUAUCAAUAAGAAUAUGGUGGAGGCUAUCUUUUCCAAUGCAUACAACUUGUGGUCUAAGGACUUUAAGGGUUGGCCAUUCCAAAGUUUAGCCACUCUCUUCUUCACAAUCAACACUCACUCUGCAUGCACUAAACUCCAACAAGCAUUCCAAAAAGCUAAUAUUGGCAAUACAUUGGGUGUUGUUUGUAAAAUGGUUUCUGCACCAGAGGACAGUGGUUAUCAUGACUAUAAGAGAAGAUUUAAUCUUGAUAAGGAUGUCAUGGAUUGGAACAUGAAACACAAACAUUACUUGUAUAUUAAAGCAGAUGAAAAGAAAAUCAACAAGAACAAGAACAUGAUGCAACAACCUAUUAGGAGUAUGGUGAUGAAUAGCAGCCUCAAGAUGAAGCUAGGACUUGUUUUAAUUCUCUCCAUCCUCUUCUUCUCAUGUUCUCUUCAUAACAUGGUAACAUGCUCAAAUAGUAAUCAGGAUUUUAAAAACAUGAAUCAUCAACCAAUUAUUGAUAAUAUAAUCGCGAAUAGUGCUAUUGAACAACAACAACAACAUGAACAAAUAUCAACCAAUAGCAGAUCAUUAAUAGAUUUAAAGGGAUUAUUGAAGAAAACUAAGGGACUUUUAAGACUUCCAUCAAAGAAACACUUUCUCACAAUAGAUUUCAAGUUGCAUUCAAGAUCCAAUGUCAUUGUUAAUUCAAAUGCUAGUGAUAAGAAGGAACCACUCUAUAGAGGAAGAGCUUUAUUGAACUAUCAGGGAAGUAACAAUAGAUUGAGACUUGUUUCGACCUCUUCUUUGCUAAAAAAGACAAUUUAUUAUGAUUCAGACAAGAUGUCAUAUACUGAUCAUGAUUUGUCUGGAGAAAGAGAAGAUGUAAUUGUUCCAACAAGUGAAGUGCCAUUCCACAAGUUUUUCCAAGCUUUACAUGAUGAAAUGAUGAGUGGAAUUGCUCAUUCCAAUUAUAUUCCUGCAAAAGUUCCAAUUUAUGAUGAAGCAAUUGAGAGAUUGUGUCCAAAUUUUAGAAAUUCAAGACAUUUAGUUUAUUUUGGAGAGCAAUAUUAUGUUUUUUGUAUUGGAAGGGAAAGUGUUUCACAUAAGAAUGAGGACGAAACACUCAAUGCAAAUCUUUUGCUUACCAAGUUUAUUAUAGCUCAGGAAUUUAUUGUGGAAAUUUCAAAUAUUCACUCAAGUCUACUUCCAUUAGAUUUCAAUCUCAGUAAAAUGAUUAGAGGAAUUUUCACACAACAAAACGAAGAGGAAAACUUUAAUUUGUUCGUGGAAUCUCCAACCAUUCAAGAAGAAUUGAGAAAAUUCGAUUUGAAAUACAGAAAGAAGAGUCAGUCAGGUUUGAAAGACUUAUUCCCAAAGGAAAGAGCUAUUUUCUCGGAGAGAAGUUAUACUCCAGAUCCAGAUCCAACUCAUUCCCACUUUUUCAGUUCUGUCAGCUGUAAGAUUCCAUAUCUUCGUGGUAAAUUAUGUAAGGAAACUGACAGUUUGGUAGCUAAGGAUGACAGGAAGAUUUGUUUCUUUUUACAUGGAGCUGGUCAAUGGCCAUCUGAUAAGGGAGAACCAACUAGAAAAGAUUAUACAGAUUAUUGGGGUCCAAUGUCUGAUUACACACCUCAAUGCUCUGAAAGAUGGUACAUUAGAGAGGAAACCAAAUACAGAGGAUGGGACAAUCGUGAACUUCAACAAAGUUUUUGUGAUUUCCUCCUCUUGAAACAUCUCCCACAACUGGCCAAUAGCACUGCUGACAGAACUGUCAAGAAUGCCAUCAUUUAUGCUCAUUCAAUGGGUAAUUUAAUUCUUGCAGGAGCCAUCAAGAAUGGAAUUUGUAAUUUGGAAAAGGAAACCAUCUCCUGGUACAAUAUUCAGGGACCAAUGAAGGGAAGUAAGGCAGCUCACAUGUUACAAGAUUUGUGUGCCAAUAGAGUUUCAGUGCUUACCCCUGGAAUUGCCAAGACCAUUGCUGCUAAGGGUGGUUACUGUCUCUCUAAGGAAAGUGAAACUCUAUUCCCAACCUAUGAAUCCUUAAAGAUUGAUUAUCCAGGAAUUGAUCAAUUGGGUGAAAUUGCUGCUCCAUAUAUUAAGGGACACAUGUGUGGUACGAGCCCAUCUGGAUUGAAUACAAUCUAUGCUCCUGCUCUUUCAUUCCUGAGUAAUUUGGUCAAGUAUGGAGAAGCAAAUGAUGGAAUGGUUACAAUUAGUUCAUGUCGAUUGGCUCCUUUGGAAUCAUUCACUUCAAAUCACUAUACUCAGAAUUAUAUGGUUGAAGCAAAUCAUGCUGAUGGUACAUGUCAAUCUGGUGAUGCUUGGUUUGGUUCUGUAAAGCCAUGUUCAUAUUAUCUUUUGAAGAAAUAA
Messenger RNA from Naegleria gruberi, 6423 nucleotides. RefSeq lists its product as uncharacterized. Bases 1 to 6423 code for a protein of 2140 amino acids. Gene Ontology annotation, biological process: positive regulation of TORC2 signaling; positive regulation of Ras protein signal transduction. The transcript has 3 exons. Lineage: Eukaryota; Heterolobosea; Eutetramitea; Acrasida; Naegleriidae. The record is from RefSeq and is a predicted model, not a curated record.